Molecule: messenger RNA, 2580 nt
Organism: Cottoperca gobio
Lineage: Eukaryota; Metazoa; Chordata; Actinopteri; Perciformes; Bovichtidae
Gene: neurl1b
Product: neuralized E3 ubiquitin protein ligase 1B
Exons: 6
Coding region: 192-1916 (574 amino acids)
Biological process (GO): ubiquitin-dependent endocytosis
Cellular component (GO): early endosome
Molecular function (GO): ubiquitin protein ligase activity
Source: RefSeq, a predicted model, not a curated record
CGGCUCGGGGUUGACAUUAAGAAGAGCGCUUCCAUGCUUCAGCGGGGAGAUACGGCGUGAUCUAAAGACACUGAUACUCAGAUUGAACUGGUUCCGGGCAGAUACUCAUCAGACCGAGGAUACAUGGAUGGACAGAGAAAUACUGCAAUCGGAAUUAACUUGUCAGUCGGUGCGAGGAAUUUCUGGAUAUAAUGGGGAAUACGACACCCAAACCUUUAAUAGAUGCGACUCUGCAACCCCGCCCGGUGGCCAGCAGGCAGUACUACACCCUGCCUAACAAUGGGGCAUGUGUGGAGAGAAGAACGUCUGCUGCUCCGGUCAGCCUCAGCGUGGAGUCACCCCGCUUUCACCCCCACGCCAAAGGCAAGAAUAUCAGGCUGGAUGGGCAGCUUCGCCGUGCCACACGCAAGAACAGCUUCUGUAAUGGCAUCACUUUCAUCCACAGGCCUGUCCACCUCUAUGAGAAGGUGCGUCUUCGGCUGAGUGGCGUGCACACUGGCUGGAGUGGAGCUCUUCGCUUUGGUUUCACCAGUUUGGACCCCGGCGAACUGGUCGCUACAGACAUCCCCAAGUAUGCUUGCCCAGACCUGGUGACACGGCCCGGAUACUGGGCCAAAGCUCUGCCUGAGAGGCUGGCCUUGAAGGACAAUGUGUUGUCCUUCUGGGCGGAUCGUCACGGAAGAGUUUUCUACAGCAUCAACGAAGGAGAACCCAUCCUCUUCCACUGUGGGCUCAGCAUUGGCUGUCCACUCUGGGCCAUCAUAGAUAUCUAUGGCAUCACUCAGGAGGUCACUCUGCUUGAAAGCACGUUUGCUGAGAGUGUGGCAUCAAGCUGCCUGAGUGCGGCACGCCUGAGUGCCUAUCUGCCCCAGAGUAGCCAUGACUCAGCCAAUUACAGCAACAAUCAACUGGAGAACAACCAGGCUGCUGCAGCCAAGAUGGCCAACCUCCAGCUAAAUAACUAUCCCCAGCUCAUUCCCUGCUGCUCCUCCACCUCCUCCUCCUCCACACCGUCCUCCUCUGCCACCACUGGAUUCGGCACCCCGAGGUUGGUCCGGGGCCUUCCUUCCCCGCUGGACAAUGACUUGCACUUUCACCCCGUCCGUGGCUCUGAUGUAAUACUCUCAGCAGACCGCUCAGCUGCCUGCAUCCACUUUCUGGACAGCAGUCGGACUCUGGUGUUCAGUGACCGGCCGCUGCAUGUGGGUGAGACUUUGUACGUGGAAGUCGGCCACCUAGGCCUGCCGUACUUUGGGGCGCUGUUGUUCGGUGUAACAUCAUGUGACCCGGCAAGUCUACACGCCGGGGACUUACCAGCAGACCCUGAGGUUCUCCUGGACCGUAAAGAGUAUUGGGUGGUGCACCGGGGCUUCCCCAUGCCCUGCUCUGGAGAUGUGCUCAGCUUCACUCUGCUGCCCAGCGGAGAGGUGCACCACGGGGUGAACGGAGUGGGGCGUGGCAGGCUGCUCUGUGUGGACUCCUCUCAGGUCCUGUGGGCCUUUUUCACCCUGCAUGGGGCUGUCAACAGACUCAGGAUACUAGGAACACUGCAGUCCAGUCCUCCCUCCACCUCCCCCAGCACCUCUCAGAGCAGCAGUCCGGACGACAGUGACUCAGACCUGGCGUUCAGUGUCAACAGAUCCUCCUCCGCCUCUGAAUCCUCUCUGGUGACUGCUCCCAGCUCCCCUCUCAGCCCUCCGGUCUCUCCCACCCUCUCCGCCUUAGAACUGCCCUCUGCUGGAAAAAGCGGAGAAUGCAGCAUUUGCUUCGACCAGGACGUGGACACAGUCAUCUACACCUGUGGACACAUGUGUCUGUGCAACGACUGUGGGCUGAAGCUGAAGAGACAGAUCAACGCGUGUUGUCCGAUAUGCAGGAGGCCUAUUAAAGAUGUGAUCAAAACAUAUCGGCCAUGAUGGUCCAGAUGUGCAAAGAGUCGCUGUGACUUCCACUGCUGGAUGCCACCUGUGUCCCCUUCUCAGGCUUGCUUGGACACGGAUAUUGAACCCAAUUGGAGAUUAGCUACACCAGGACAUAAUUGUGCUUCUAUCUCCAUUGUAUAUGGGUGAAUCAUUUCUGGAGACUAUAAUCUUCAUACAAAGAACUGUGAUGGAGCUCAUCUUAAUACAUAGACUGAUACAUGAGCUCCUAUGUUUUGGCUGAAAAAGAAGAGAUGAAUCAUGUGCUCCCUUUUGUAUUUUCAAUGUGAUGUCUCUUACGUCACAUGUUAUUUGCUGAGCAGAAAAGCCUGCUGUGAAUAUUUUGUCCUUACCCGCGCUGUUCUAGAUUUAUGUGCGCUUCAGCAGAAUAUGUGGACCGUAGUCUAUGACUUCUUGUGCCUUAGAUUUGUGUCACUUUUUGUGUCCAAGAAACGAUGCUAAUAAUCCUAGCCAUAGUUUUAAUGUACAGUACUGAAAGCAUGUGGUGAAUAAAGGCACACAGACACAGGAUUUAUGCAAUAAAAGGUGUAAUAGUAAGUGGAAAGAUGUACCUGUAUGGUAAAUGUGUUUAGUGUUUGGAAAGUACAGAAUUAAGAAUCUGGUUUUGCACUUUGAGAGAUCAAUAAAAGUGUGAUUAAAA